Cadophora gregata is the source of this 1374-nucleotide messenger RNA. RefSeq lists its product as uncharacterized. The transcript has a single exon. The record is from RefSeq and is a predicted model, not a curated record. The coding region runs from base 1 to 1374 and encodes 457 amino acids. Lineage: Eukaryota; Fungi; Ascomycota; Leotiomycetes; Helotiales; Ploettnerulaceae.
AUGCACACACAUGGAUUUCCCGUAGUAAGACUCACUGUGGGUUGCACAUAUAUCAGCUUGCGCUGUCUCACCUGCUCAGUUUUGGUUCUUGAUUCUACGAUUUUGCGAAUUUCAGGAACGGAAACACAAAAACGAUACUUUUCCACCUUCCAGGGAACCAGAGGUUCGGCACUCGCGGAAACGCUAGAAGAACUCAUGCAUCCUUCCAUGGCAUCCAACCAACCAACGAUGGCUACCACAACCGAUCUUCAGGAACACGCCAAAGUCAAAACACCAGCAUCACAUGACACCACCUCCCUCACCAACAUCCUCCAAGUAAACAACAGUACCUCAAACAUCUCCCUCGCCAAUACAAAUCCCAGAUCCACCUACUUCCCCAUCCUCUCCCUCCCCCUCGAACUCCGCCUCAAAAUCUACAGCUACAUCCUCCCCCCAAGACACCACAAAAUCGUAACCUCCCUCCCCUCAACCAACUUCUUCUACAACACCUCCGCUUCCUCCUUUCUCCAUCCACCAUCCUACCCUUUCGGACGUUCCGCCCCUUUAUCCCCCACCGGCAAACCUCUCACUGUCCCCUACAAAGUUCUCACAUCCAACACCCACGCCUCCUACCCACACAACACCAUCACAACCGCGUUGCUCCAAACAUGCAAACAGAUUUAUUAUGAAGCUGAACCGGUCCUGUAUGGGAGUAGCGAGGCAGUGUGGGAUUUUGGCGUGCAUUUAGAUGCUGUGAGGGGGUUUUGGGCGGAGAGGAGUCAGUUGGCGAGGGAGUGUGUUAGGAGUUUGAGGGUGGCGUGGGAGUGUCCUGCUGGGGAAGGUAUCUUUGAGAGUGGAAGUGGUGGGGAGAUUUUAGGGCGCAAAGUGGUGGUUUGGAUGAGGUUCGUGGAGUAUUUGAGGAACGAGCUGAAGGGGUUGAGGGAGUUGGAUUUGAUGCUGUGGUGUGCGGAUGGGGGUGUGUCGGGGUUUCCGAAGGCUGACGAGGAGAUUGGCUGGGAUGUGAAUGAGGAUCUGAGGAUGCCAGUGAGGGAAUAUGGACUGAGUGAGAGGGAUGAAAUGGCAUUGAUAGAAAGAAAAGAGAGGUUCGAGACGGAAAAGAAGUGGCGAGAGUGGAGAUGGACUGAAGAUCUCCUUUCCAUGCCUUCGCUUCGGCAAACUAAGAUCACAUGCUGGGCAGCUGUGCCUCCUAAGAUGGAGGAAACCGUGGAUUUCAGCGUCACGGUUCCAAAGUUUGAUUCGUGGGUCGCUGGGAGGAUGGUCGCAGAUUCUAUACUGAGAGCAAAGAUAGUUCAGGAUGGGAUUGUUGUGAGUGAGGAGGUUGCUGUUCUGGGGAGUACGACGAGCUGGAUGGAUUUUCGAGGACUCGAACAAUAG